UGUUCACCACAAAACAAGACUUUGAGGUGGCAGAACGAAACUGGUUGAUGUUGAUAUGUAGCUGCAUGAUCUGCUGAUGAUUUACCCUGACAUGAAUUGUUGACAGCUUACAGUAAAAAGAUUUUGCCAAAAUAGUUAGUUCUUCCUUCAAAAUUAAGAGCUUCAUUUUAAAAAGAUGGUAGCCCCUGAAGAAAGUGUAGACUCUAACGACUCUGAUGUCAUAUGCGAAGAGGACCUGAUAGUUCUGGAUGAAAUAGGUGUUGGUCCUCCCCCUAAGAGGAAAAGAAAGAAGAAGAAAAAGAACAAAAAACCGACAGCAGAUGUGAACAGCGCACCAGAUUUCAUAGUCCUUGAUUCCACUGGAUUCUCACCUCAACAGUCUGACAAGGAAGAAAUAAUACUUGACUCAACCAACGAGGAUGCCCCAGGCUGUUCAACCCAUGACGAAAUAGACAAUAGUGUUGAAAUUAUCACUCCAGUUCGACGAAAAAAUUCAUUGUUAGCUCUUUUUGAAACUCCGCAAAAUGUUAAUUGCGAUGAUCUGUUUCAAAUUGACACUACUCCAUCAACGAAAGACUUUGUAGCUGUCCCAAAAUAUCGUAGCAAAUUUGAGGCGGAUGAAGUGAUAACAGGCGAGGAAAAGCCGGUAGAGGAGAAACCCAAAGGUCGCGGGGGUCCCAUGUGUUGGAAUUGUGGCACCAGUGGGCAUCAGAUCAGAGAUUGCAAGCAGCGAAGAAAUCCAGCAAUGAUAAAUCAGUUUCGAAUGGAAAUGCAAGCCAAAAAAGCAUUUCGCUUGUCGCAAACUAGGUAUCAUGAAGACGAAGGCACCAUGUAUGGAACGCCCAUCCCUGGAAUGCCAAGUCAGAAGCUACGAGAAGCAAUGGGACUUGAAGACAACCAGUUACCUGAGUAUAUUUAUAGGAUGAGGGUCCUCGGCUAUCCUCCAGGGUGGUUGGAGGAGGCCAAAGUGCGCCACUCUGGCAUUAAUUUGUUGGACUCUACUGGUCAACCUAUCUCAGACCCUAAUGAUGAAGAUGGUGAAAUAGUGGGUCAAGGUGAAAGGGAUCAGUUUGAUCUAAACAAGUUGGUUGAAUUUCCAGGCUUUAACGUUCCGCCACCAAAAGACAUUCUUGAUGAAAGUGAAUUAUACCAAGUUCCGCCCAUGCAGGAUGCGCAUAGUUUAGAGAAUCUUAUCGCUAGGUUGAAGCCAAAAGCCGUAACAGCAUACCGUAAAAGAAAAGAAGCCAUGCAGCAGCUGGAAAAGGAUGCAGCCAAUGGAGAUGAUAGUGAUGGCGAUUUCAUGGAAACUGAAGAAAUUCAAGAUGGAAAAGAGUUACCGCCAGAUUCCUGCAAGUUCGUGCCUUGUCCUCCUCCAGAGGAGCCCCCUGCUCCACCCCCUCCUCCGACUGACGAAAGCAAUAAAGAAGCAGAACCGGAUGAUGAGGAAGAAGGAGAAGUUGUAGAAGAACAAACGGAGGAAGUAGAAGAACAAAAGGAGGAAAAAGCAGAAUCUUCAUCUCGGAGUCAAUCACCAUCUUUGACGCAAUUAGAAAAGUACAAAAAUGAGCUCCUCAACCAGCUCAACACAACCAGUGCGACCGGUGCGCAUCGGACACCUGUGGCAUCUCUCGGAAAAGUCAAGUCAAUGGAGCAGGGCACCCCAGUUUUGAAAUUAUCCCCCUAUCAACAACUCCCUUCAUUCGACAAAUUCCAGAAGAAUGUUAGCGACGUUAUCAAUUUCGAAAACUUACCUGAAUCAACAGGUAAAUAUGAAAACCUAAGUCUUGUACUUAAUAGGGUUAAAAAAGUGAUGUCAAAUAUUAAUCCAUAGAAAUAAAUGUGUAGAUAUUAUGCAAACCAUA
Molecule: messenger RNA, 1862 nt
Organism: Bemisia tabaci
Lineage: Eukaryota; Metazoa; Arthropoda; Insecta; Hemiptera; Aleyrodidae
Product: zinc finger CCHC domain-containing protein 8 homolog
Biological process (GO): RNA processing
Cellular component (GO): catalytic step 2 spliceosome
Molecular function (GO): RNA binding; zinc ion binding
Source: RefSeq, a predicted model, not a curated record